Messenger RNA from Tripterygium wilfordii, 2245 nucleotides. RefSeq names its product calcium-binding protein KRP1-like. Gene Ontology annotation, molecular function: calcium ion binding. Bases 133 to 486 code for a protein of 117 amino acids. The record is from RefSeq and is a predicted model, not a curated record. The transcript has a single exon. Lineage: Eukaryota; Viridiplantae; Streptophyta; Magnoliopsida; Celastrales; Celastraceae.
AGCUUCCUUGUCAAUCCCAUCAGAAUCCCUUCCUCCAAUGUCUCUUACUUUCCUCCAUCUAUAUAAAUAGACACAAACCCACCUAUUCAUGUACAUUCAAGUUUUUUAAAUAACCCACCAAUCAUUUAAUUUAUGAUGGAUUCAACAAGGGAAGGAGGAGUGGUGUUUGAGGAUUUCUUUCCUGCAAUGAUGGAGAAGCUAGGCGCUGAUGGGUUUAUGAAGGAGUUGUGCAAUGGGUUUCGUCUGUUGGUGGAUGAAGAUAAGGGAGUGAUAACGUUUGAGAGCUUGAAGAAGAAGUCAGGGUUAUUGGGUUUGAAAGAUACGAGUGAUGAGGAGGUAAUAUGUAUGAUUAGAGAAGGUGAUUUGGAUGGCGAUGGAGGUUUGGAUGAGAUGGAGUUUUGUACUCUUAUGUUUAGGUUGAGUCCUGCCUUGAUGAGAGACUCCAGUGAAUUGUUGGCUGAGGCCAUUAAUUUUGAUGAAAUGUAGGUCAUCUUGUGAAUGUUCUUGUUCCUUUCUAUUGAUAAAUGCAAUUCAAUUUCUAGUUAUUAGUUGAACUGCUAUAUUCAUAUAACUUUUUUUAGCUAAUCAAUCAAUUUCUAUUUAUUAGUUGUGCUCAGUCUUGGCUAGGAAUACGCUGUUAAUAAAGAAAUUAGAGCAAUGAAUAGUCUCAAAUAAACUUCCAUGUGUUGGUGUUUUGAGACCAAUAAUUUAGAAGAUCCCAAUUCAAGAAAGUUCACGGAAUUUGUCCAUUUGUUGUCUGAGUACAGAACACAAGAGAGGCAGAAAGUACAAAAUUGAGGGCGGAGGGGGACUUGAUCCGCUCCGCACUUGGCUACCCAGCGUUUACCAUGGGCACGAUAACUGGUACACCAGAGAUGCGUCCUUCCCGAUCCGAUCAGUUAGGUCCAGUGGUGAUCAAGUAGCCCGGAUAUGUGUUAAAAACAAAUAAAUUAAACCCCUGUUUUUAAUAUCAAGCUGCAGCUCCAACACCAUGUCAAUGUGUUCUCUUCACUAAGCAUAUAUAAGGUGGGGAAUGAAAUUUGAACGUUGAAAGCAGAGGAAAAUGAGUAAGUGCAAACUCUGUGACUCUUCGGCUAAGAUGUACUGCGAAUCAUAUCAAGCAAGGCUGUGUUGGGACUGUGAUGCUAAGGUUCAUAGUGCAAACUUUCUUGUGGCCAAGAAUCCAAAUACUCUGCUUUGGCACCUCUGUCACUAUUACACGCCCUGGGUGGGUACCGGUCCAAGGCGGACUCCUAUAGUUUCACUAUGCAACAGCUGUGUAAAUAGCUGUAAUGGCACACAAGUAAUUAGGGAUGUGGAGGAAAGACAUGGUGAUCGAUAUGAGAUACAUAUAGACAUAGUGGUGAUGAGGAGGAUGAAGACAGUGAUAUUAGUGCCGACGAACAUGAAGACAACGACAACGAGGAGAAUCAGGUAGUUCCGGCCUUCCAGAGUUGUCAGUGCCGGCUUGGGAGGACCCCCUAACGUGAAGCUAACUUGCGAUUUGUAUCACUUAUCCCCUUCUCAACCAUUCAUAGUGUUUUAUUUACAUGUUUAAUUCCAAGUACUGUUUCAGAUAUACUCUCAACUUCUUGAGUCAUUGUUUGAUACAAAACAUCCAUGAAGAGAUUGAUACAACCGAAUUCACUUUAGCGUUUUAUGAUUGACUUUUGACGUAAAAACAAAGCAGGGAUAGGAUAAGUUGGUGAUUAAGAUGGUGAAGGUCUUGUGCAUGAAAAAGUAUAAGAUAGCAUAACUUUUACAAUAGUUACUAUCAUCGGAAGGCCCCUGCUCUAAAGGAAAAGAUGGCCACUAAAAGAUGCCUAGGACUAGCAUAAUGUAAACCCCAACUAUAUCAGCAAAAUGAUGUUUAUCAUACCUGAUGUGGGUCCCCUUUUCAUUGCACGAAGCUUGAAUUCCUAGCGAUUUAUCAGUGAAGAGUCCGCAAAGAACAUUAUCAUAUGCUACAUAGAUACAAAGGCAAGGAAGUGGUACAGGAAAGAUAUACACUAUUAACAUCCCAUCUUCAAUGUUUUAAACUGGUGACACUGAGGUUGCAAACAAAUUAUACCAUAACACAAAAAACUGCAGCCUUUAUCCAUAGAAGCAAAACAUGACCUUCACAAAAGAUGUACAAUAUAGUAAGAGAGAGAACUGACUGAGAACGUUACUGCCAACUUCUACUACACAUGUUGACACAACCACCAGGACAUCUCCAUACCCGACAAGCCUUUUUCUGAAUCUG